GGCAUGUGGCUUGUAACUUUACUCCUGCUGUACUCUCUCCAAGAAGUACACAGUGAGGAUGUGGGCUCUACCAGGCUGUACUUUGUGAACGCCUCCCUGCAGAGGGUAACCUACUCCAGCUCGGUGGGGGUGUCCCUGCCCUGUCCAGCAGGCGGCACCCCCAGUGCCAUACUGCGCUGGUACCUGGCGACCGGCGAUGACAUCUACGACGUGCCGCACAUCCGCCACGUGCACGCCAACGGCACCCUGCAACUGUACCCCUUCUCGCCCUCGGCCUACAACAGCUACAUCCACGACAAUGACUACUUCUGCACUGCCGAGAACCAGGCCGGCAAGAUCCGGAGCCCCAACAUCCGCAUCAAAGCUGUUUUCAGGGAGCCCUACACCGUGCGAGUGGCGGACCAGCGCUCGAUGCGGGGCAACGUAGCCGUGUUUAAGUGCCUCAUCCCCGUCGCCGUGCAGGAGUAUGUCAGCGUCGUGUCUUGGGAGAGAGACACGGUGUCCAUCGUCCCAGGUAACAGGUUCUCUCUCACCUCCUUCGGAGCUCUCUACAUCUCUGACGUUCAGAAGGAGGACGCCCUCUCCACAUACCGGUGCAUCACCAAGCAUAAGUACAGCGGCGAGACGCGGCAAAGCAAUGGAGCCAGGCUCUCCGUGAUGGACCCCAACGAGUCCUCGCCCACCAUCCUGGACAGCUUCCAAGCAGGGGAGGUGCAGGCAGGCCAGAGCAUCGAGCUCCCGUGCACCGCAGGAGGUUACCCCAGCCCCACCGUGCGCUGGCUGAAAGAUGGCCGCCCCUUGCCCUCAGAUGCCCGCUGGACACGGCGUUUGACGGGGCUGACCAUCAGCGACCUGAGGCUGGAGGACAGUGGCAGCUAUGCCUGUGAGGUCACCAACAGUUUUGGCUCCAAGGAGGUGUCUGGACAGCUUCACGUUAUAGAUCCACUACGUGUGACCUUAUCGCCUAAGAACCUGAAAACAGGCAUCAGCAGCACACUGUUUUUCACCUGCACUGUGGAGGGCUCUCCUGAAUACACCAUCAGCUGGUACAGGAACACCGAGCCCAUUCUCCCCGACCAGCACAUCUCCAUCCAGGGGCAACACAACGACACGCUGCAGAUCACCGCGGCACAGAAGUUCCACUCCGGGGCCUACCAGUGCUUCGCCUCCCGAAAGGGCCACACCGCUCAGGACUUUUCCAUUAUUCUGCUAGAGGAUGGUACUCCUCGUAUCGUGUCUUCCUUCAGCGAGCGGGUGGUGAACCCCGGCGAGCCUUUCUCCCUCAUGUGCGGCGCCAAAGGAGCCCCGCCCCCCGCCAUCACCUGGACGCUGGACGACGAGCCUGUGGUCCGGGACUCCACCUACAAGACCAGCCAGUACACCCUGUCGGACGGCCUGACCGUGUCGCACGUCAACGUCAGCAGCCCGCUCAUCCGGGAUGGGGGAGUGUACCGUUGCGUCGCACGCAACUCGGCCGGUAGCGCCGAGUACCAAGCGCGCAUAAACGUAAGAGGUCCACCUCGAAUCAGACCCAUGCGGGACAUCACCGCAGUGGCGGGCCGGAACACCUACAUCACGUGCCGCGUGAUUGGCUACCCGUAUUAUUCCAUCAAGUGGCUGAAGGAGGGCAUGCAGCUGCCCGACAAUCACCGCCAAGUGGUGUUCGAGAACGGCACCCUGAGGCUGACGGACGUGCAGAAGGGCGCCGACGAGGGCACCUACCUGUGCAGCGUCCUGAUCCAGCCCCAGGUGUCGAUCAACCAGACCGUCCACGUCACUGUCAAAGUGCCGCCGCUCAUCCAGCCCUUUGAUAUCCCCUCUACCUCAGUGGGGAAGCUCAUGUACAUCGCCUGCGUGGUGUCAUCCGGGGACAUGCCCAUACGCAUCACCUGGCACAAAGACGGCCAGCUCAUCGUGCCGGGCUCCGCCUCUGGCGUCGGCAUCGAGACCAAAGAGUUCAUGAGCUCCCUCCAAAUCUCCAAGGUGACACUGAAGCACAACGGGAAUUACACCUGCAUCGCCAGCAACGCCGCCGCCACCGUCAGCUGGGAGAGACAGUUGAUCGUUACCGUGCCACCGCGGUUUACGGUGCAGCCCAACAACCAGGACUGUAUCUACGGCAAAGCUGGAGUUCUCAACUGCUCCGUGGAAGGUUAUCCGCCGCCGAAAGUCAUGUGGAAACACGCCAAAGGUGUGGGAAACCCCCAGCAGUACCACCCAGUCCCUCUAACCGGCCGAAUCCAGAUCAUGUCGAACGGCUCUCUGCUCAUCCGACAUGUUCUCGAGGAUGACCGGGGGUACUACCUCUGUCAGGCCUCCAAUGGAGUGGGCUCAGACAUCAGUAAGAGCAUGAUCCUCACUGUCAAGAUUCCCGCCAUGAUCACCAGCCACCCCAACACCACCAUGGCCAGGAAAGGCCAGACCAAGGAGCUGAACUGCACGGCGCGGGGCGAGCAGCCCAUCAUCAUCCGCUGGGAGAGGGGGGACACGGUCAUCGACGCAGAGAGGAACCCGCGUUACUCCAUCAUCAUCAACAAGAAAGGGGACGAAGUCAUCUCCACCCUAAAGCUGAACCCAGCCGAACGAGGAGAUUCUGUCUUCUUCUCCUGCCAUGCCAUCAACUCCUAUGGAGAGGGUCGAGGUCUUAUCCAGCUCACUGUGCAAGAACCACCAGAUCCCCCAGAGCUGGAAGUGAGGGAAGUGAAGGACCGGAGCAUGAACCUGCGCUGGAUCCAACGGUUUGACGGGAACAGCAUCAUCACCAGCUACGACAUCGAGUAUAAGAAUAAAUCGGACACCUGGGAUCACAUGUACACAACCAGGAACAUCUCACCCACCAACAACCAGGCCAACAUCGUGGAGCUGCACCCGGCCUGCGUUUACAGCAUCCGCAUGUACUCCUACAACAAGAUUGGCCGCAGCCUUCCCAGCAAAGAGCUCACGAUCAGUACUGAAGAAGCACCACCAGACGGGCCGCCAAUGGAAGUCAUCCUCACACCGAUGACAUCCCAGAGCAUACGGGUCACAUGGAGGGCCCCAAAGAAGGAGCUGCAGAACGGGGUGAUCCGAGGCUACCAGAUCGGUUACAGAGAGAACGGUCCGGGCAGCAACGGACAGUACAGCAUAGUGGAGAUGAAAGCCACAGGGGACAGUGAGGUGUACACCUUGGACCUCCUCAAGAAGUUUGCCCAGUACGGGGUAGUGGUCCAGGCCUUCAACAGAGCAGGGACGGGCCCAUCCAGUACUGAGAUCAACGCCACCACGCUGGAAGACGUGCCCAGCGAGCCCCCGCAGAACGUGCGAGCCAUCUCGGUGACGUCGGACGAGGCGGUGAUCACGUGGGCGGAGCCUCCACGGCUGACGCUGCACGGCGUGCUGAAAGGCUACCGUGUGGUGUUCUGGUCCCUCUUCCCCGACGGAGAAUGGGGGGAGAUGCAGAACAUCACCACGACCCGCGAGCAGGUGGAGCUGCGCGGGUUGGAGAAGUUCACCAACUACAGUGUCCAGGUGCUGGCCUACACGCAGGCCGGGGACGGGGUCCGUAGCAACGUGCUGUACAUCCAAACCCGCGAGGACCUUCCUGGACCGCCGGCUGGAAUUAAGGCGGUUCCCUCGUCUCCAAGUAGCGUGGUUGUGUCCUGGUUACCCCCCCUCAAACCAAAUGGUGUGAUCCGCAAGUACACCAUCUACUGCUCCAGUCCAGGUUCUGGACAGCCAGCGCCCAGCGAGUACGAGGCCAACCCCGAGAUGCUCUUCUACCGAAUCACGCACCUCAGCCGCGGCAAACAAUACCACAUCUGGUCUGCAGCCGUGACAACCGCCGGCCGUGGGAACAUCAGCUCAAAGGUCAUAGUGGAGCCUGCUGGGAAAGUCCCGGCUAAGAUCCUGUCCUUCGGCGGCACAGUGACCACACCCUGGAUGAAGGAAGUUCGUCUGCCCUGCAGCUCGGUGGGAGAGCCCGCCCCCACGAUUAAAUGGACCAAAGACAGUGAGGACUCUGCCAUUCCAGUGACAGCCGACAGCCAGCGGCAGAUCUUAUCCAAUGGGACGCUGGUGCUGCGUUCAGUCAAAGCAGAGGACUCUGGGUAUUACACCUGCACGGCCACUAACACGCUGGGCUUUGACACCAUCAUAGUCAAUCUCGUGGUGCAAGUUCCUCCGGACCAGCCUCGUCUGACUGUCUCCACCACCUCCACCUCCUCCAUCACCCUGGCUUGGAUCCCGGGGGACAAUGGAGGAAGCUCCAUCAGAGGGUUUGUGCUGCAGUAUUCCGUGGACAACACGGAGGAAUGGAGGGACGUGUUCAUCAGCUCCACUGAGCGCUCCUUCAGGCUGGACAACCUGCGCUGCGGAACCUGGUACAAGGUCAAGCUGGCCGCCAAGAACAGCGUGGGCUCGGGGCGCAUCAGUGAGAUCAUCGAGGCCAAGACCCAUGGAAGAGAGCCGGUGUUCAACAAGGACCAGCCGUUACUCACCCACAUCAACUCCACACACGCAGGGCUCAACCUGCAGGGCUGGACCAGCGGCGGCUGUCCCAUCACCGACAUGAUGCUGGACUUCAGACCCAAAGGCACCUGGGCCUGGCAGAGCCUCAAGGCCAACUCCACCACGCAGCUCUUCCUCAGCGAGCUGCGGGAGGCCACGUGGUACGAGCUCAAAAUGAAGGCCUGCAACAGCGCCGGGUGUGGCAACCAGAGCUCCCAGUUUGCCACCACCGACUACGACGGCAAUGCUAAGAGCCUCGCCGAGAUGCUUAUCAGCAAGAACAAUCGCAGCAUAGACACGCCUGUGAAGGGUCCUCCUCAAGGGCCGAGGCUCCACAUUGACAUCCCACGUGUUCAGCUGCUCAUCGAGGACAAGGAAGGCAUCAAGCAGAUAGGCGAGGACAAGGCAGCGGUGCCGGUGACAGACACAGAUUUUAGCCAAUCAGUAAACACGCAGAACUUCUGCACCGGCGUGUCUCUGCACCACCAAGCCCUCAUCCAGAACUCAGGGCCUUUGAUUGACAUGUCAGACAUCCGUCCAGGCACAAACCCAGUGUCCAGGAAGAGCAUCAAAUCCGCUCACAGCUCCCGCAACAGAUACUCCAGCCAGUGGACGCUGAGCCGGCCGACCCAGAGCCAGUCGACGGCCUCGGCGCGGACUCUGACCUCGGACUGGCGAACGAUGGGCUCUCACGGCAUCACUGCGACGGAGAGUGACAGCUACAGCGCCAGCCUCUCCCAAGACACAGAUAAGGGUCGCAACAGCAUGGUGUCGACUGAGAGCGCCUCCUCCACCUACGAGGAGCUGGCCAGGGCCUACGAGCACGCCAAGCUGGAGGAGCACCUGCAGCACGCCAAGUUCACCAUCACGGAGUGCUUCAUCUCCGACAGCUCCUCUGACCAAAUGACCACAGGAACCAACGACCCAGCGGACAGCAUGACCUCCCUCAGCACGCCGUCUGAACCGGGCAUCUGCCGCUUCACCGCCUCGCCGCCCAAACCGCAGGACUACGACCGUGGUAAGAAUGUGGCUGUGCCCAUUCCCCACCGCGCCAACAAAAGUGAAUUCUGCAACCUGCCCCUCUACAUGAAGACAGACCCAUUCUUCCGCAAACAAGGGGAGCUCCACGACCCAUGCCCGGUUGUGCCGCCGCGGGAAGCCUCGAUCCGCAGCCUGACGCAGCGGGCGUAUCACACCCAGGGCCGUCACAAAACUCUGGACCCUACCAAGCAGCCGUCCCUGACGCUGGGCCACUCAGGGCUGAGCAGCUUGGGUUCGAGCCUGGGCACCGCCACCUUGCCCCAAAGGACUCUCACCAUGCCCAGCUCCAACACCGCAGCAACAGCUUCCACUUCCAGCACAGGCAGCAACCCCACCAACAGCUCCAGAGACUCGCUGCUUGAGAGCAGCUCCUCUGCACUGGGGAGACUGCAGAAACAGAGUGCGGGGGCCUACUCCAAGUCCUACACACUGGUGUAG
Molecule: messenger RNA, 5964 nt
Organism: Limanda limanda (common dab)
Lineage: Eukaryota; Metazoa; Chordata; Actinopteri; Pleuronectiformes; Pleuronectidae
Product: cell adhesion molecule DSCAML1-like
Exons: 32
Coding region: 4-5964 (1986 amino acids)
Biological process (GO): dendrite self-avoidance; axon guidance; homophilic cell-cell adhesion
Cellular component (GO): axon; plasma membrane
Molecular function (GO): cell-cell adhesion mediator activity
Source: RefSeq, a predicted model, not a curated record